Orcinus orca (killer whale) is the source of this 3115-nucleotide messenger RNA. RefSeq names its product transforming acidic coiled-coil containing protein 3 (gene TACC3). The record is from RefSeq and is a predicted model, not a curated record. Gene Ontology annotation, biological process: cell population proliferation; mitotic spindle organization; cerebral cortex development. Gene Ontology annotation, cellular component: cytoplasm. NCBI's taxonomy places the organism in Eukaryota, Metazoa, Chordata, Mammalia, Artiodactyla, Delphinidae. The coding region runs from base 486 to 2978 and encodes 830 amino acids. The transcript has 16 exons.
ACUGCCGCGACAGUCCUCGCGAGGGUUUGGAUGCUCCUCAGGACCCGCCUUGGUGGCGGUGCUGCACUUGGCCCCACUGCACAGCUGGGGAAACUGAGACUCGGGCGAGCGGCUCUCAGGCCCUGACCUUCCCGCGCAGCCCAGGCGCGUCCGCAGCAGAGCCCGAGAUUCCCGGGCGACGGCGGGCCCCGCAGUCGCUGCCCGCCCGCGUACGGCCUUUCCUCUACGCCCGCCUAGCGAGCUGCGGUUACCGAGAAAUCCGGCGACCGCCGCGCCCAGCGUGCCGUCACCCCGGAAGCGGAACCUCCUCGUGGGCGUGACCUGUGACUCGACCUCCCAUUGGCUGGCGGCGCCCGUUCGUCCCGCCCCAUCCACGCGCUGAUUGGCCGCGCGCGCCAACCGUCGGUAUUUGAAUCGGCGGCGGGCAGAGGGGCUCCCGGACUCCUCGUCUCCCGCUCCCUUGGUUCCGUGCGGCGGCCGACAGAAUGAGUCUGCACGUCUUCAGUGACGAAAAUGUCACUGGUGACAAAAGUACAGAAAACUGCGACUUCCUGUUUUCACCACUGGAACUUACCGGAAGAUCAUCUGUUCUCCGUCUGUCACAGAAAGAAAACGUACCACCUAAGACCACAGCCAAAGCUAUGAAGGUUACUUUUCAGACACCUCUGCGGGAUCCGCAGACACACAGGAUUUUAAGUCCCAGCACGGGCAGCAAGCUUGAAGCUUGCUUUGCUCUGGGCGACACCAUUGGACUAGAAAACUGUCAUCAAGUCUGGACCCAGAAAGAGAAUGUUAACUACGUCUUUCUAAAAAGCCAACAGUUCACCAAGGAAACAGACACUAGAACGACCAAUGGAAUUCUCCAGAAACCAGCAGUGGCCGAUGCCAACCCCGCUUCAGAUCACAUGAGACCGGCCUCUGACGACAGGCAUCGCAGCGGGCCCUCCUCGGCUCCCCAGGCCUGCCUGGAUCCUGCAAGCUCUUCCCAGAUGCCCGAAAGUGUUGAAACCCCAGAGGCAUCUCCGGGACAAACGUCAGGCAGCCCUGAGCCCACCCAGGAAGAACACGUCCAUCCUCAUUCCUUAGAGGAAAGUGCUACCUCUACCUCCACAAUUCUAGAAGACCCUCCCGGGAUGGCAUCCCAGGACAGAACAGAGGACCCGCUGAGAGCCACAGGAGAAAACUCGAGCGGGCUCCCUGCGCCCUCUGCCGGGGCCGCUUCAGCUCCUGGUACCCACCCCGGCGGAGCCCGCGGAGCAGAGCCCCUCGUGGACCUGCCUAGCGAGGCCCCAGCUGGCCCCGUGGAGGCUGGAGGUGCCACGUUCCCCAGUCCUCAGAAGGAGGAGGCCGAAGGGCAAACGGCCGACUCUUUGAGGAGUGAGCCCGUAAGGCUGGAAUUUGACUUUUCUGACGGCACCAUCAAAGGGCCGCCCCCACUGAGGAAACGAGGGAAGACCCCGGCUCUCAGACCUCCCUCGAGGAGACCAGAGGCGAGGCAGGAAAAGGAGGAAAAGGCCCUCGUGGAGGCGGGCGAGGGUCCCGAUCCCCCUCCCCGCGGGUCCAACAGCCUGGACCAGGACAAGCUGGACGACCCAGACUGUAACCCCACCAGAGGUGACGGAGAGGCCCAGCCCCCAGAGCACCCCAAGAGCGGGCCGGCCACAGAGGCCUCGUCUCCAAGCCGGCAGGUGCCCUUGGCCUCGGCGGAUGACACACCGGCGUUGCAGACCUCGGCAGGGACCGCAGAAGCGGCGGGCGAGGAGGGGACCACAGACGCUUCGGGGGCAUCGGCUCCAACCAGCAGCCCGGGCAGCGAGCCACCAACCGUGCCCACUGACCCCACACCCGCAACCCCCCGGGGGCCGGAGCCCGGCCUGGACCUGAGUGGGGAGCACUUCUGGGACCCCGCCGAGGUUCUAGGCACGGGGGCCGAGGUGGAUUACCUGGAGCAGUUCGGGGCGUCCUCGUUUAAGGAGUCGGCCCUGAGGAAGCAGUCCUUGUACCUUAAGUUUGACCCACUGCUGCAGGACAGCCCCCGGGGGCCGGCACCUGUGGCCCCGGAGCCCAGCAGCCCCUCCGACAGCAGAGGUGGGCAGCCUGAUAGGCCGCAUGGCCCACGUGUCCCGAAUAUUGACCCCGUGGCCCUGGGGGAGAGUCUGGGCCGACCCCUACGCACGCAGACAGCAUGCGUGUUCUCUUCUGGUCUCAGUGCACGGGGCACAGACGCGCAUUCCUCGGGAAGCCCCCCGGAGGCCCAGCUGCUGGACCUGGACUUUGCAGGAGCCCCGGACGUUCCCACGCUCGGCCCAGCUCCUUGUGACCUCGGACCCAGGGCUCCGCUGCUGCCCGUGGGGCCCAUUGUGGACGUGCUGCAGUACAGCCAGAAGGACCUGGACACUGCGGUUGGGGCGACACAGAAGGAGAACGAGGCGCUUAGGGUCAGGUGCACGGCGCUGCAGGAAAAGAUCCUGGAGAUGGGGAAAAUCAUGGACGCGUUUGAGGGGACCGUGUACCAGGCGAUGGAGGAGGCUCAGAAGCAGAAGGAACUUGCCAAAGCCGAGAUCCAGAAGGUUCUGAGGGACAGAGACCAGCUGACUGCAGACCUGCACUCCACGGAGAAGUCGUUCUCCGACCUCUUCAAGCGGUUUGAGAAACAGAAGGAAGUGAUCGAAGGCUACCGCACGAAUGAAGAGUCGCUGAAGAAGUGUGUUGAGGAUUACAUAGGCAGGAUCGAGAAGGAGGGCCAGAGGUACCAGGCGCUGAAGGCCCACGCGGAGGAGAAGCUCCAGCUGGCGAACGAGGAGAUCACCCAGGUCCGGAGCAAGGCCCAAGCGGAGGCCCUGGCGCUGCAGGCAGUCCUGAGGAAGGAGCAGAUGCGCGUCCACUCGCUGGAGAAGGUCGUUGAGCAGAAGACUAAAGAAAACGAUGAACUGACCAGAAUCUGUGACGACCUCAUUUCCAAGAUGGAGAGAAUCUGAUGUGGCAGCCCCGACCUGUGCCGUCCCCCGGUCUGUCUGUGUGUCUGCCUGUCUGGGUUUUUCUUCUCUGUUAACCUCAACUCGUUUUUAAACUAGGUUGCUUUAGGAAGAAUAAAUAAAGUUUCCCUUAAGUCUAA